Molecule: messenger RNA, 7896 nt
Organism: Suricata suricatta (meerkat)
Lineage: Eukaryota; Metazoa; Chordata; Mammalia; Carnivora; Herpestidae
Gene: CPEB4
Product: cytoplasmic polyadenylation element binding protein 4
Exons: 10
Coding region: 1486-3675 (729 amino acids)
Biological process (GO): negative regulation of cytoplasmic translation
Cellular component (GO): nucleus; neuron projection; cytoplasm
Molecular function (GO): translation factor activity, RNA binding; mRNA regulatory element binding translation repressor activity; mRNA 3'-UTR binding
Source: RefSeq, a predicted model, not a curated record
UUCACUCGGCUCGGUCCUGAGGAGAAGGACUCAGCCGCGGCUGCGGGACCCGGACACCGGGAGGCGGUGACGGCGGCGGCGGCGGCGGCAUCGGCGACAGCAGAGGAGGAAGAGGAGGAAGAAGGAGAGAAAAAGAAGAGCCAGGCGGAGUCCGCAACAACGACAGCGGGGACUGCGGGACCGGGGCAAAGCGACGGCGGCCGCGGAGACGACGCCGGCCCAGCAACCGUGAGGAGAAACAAAAGCCUUCUAAAUUAUAGAUUUUUUUAAAAAUCCGAGGGCAAAAAGAGAGAGAGCACAAAGAGGGGGAGGCUCUUCUCUUUUAGAAUAACCACACUAGUGAGUUUUCCCUUUUUUCCCUCUUUUCUUACGACCCCCCCCCCCUCCUGCGGAGAAUCGAACUGAGAGAACUGAACAAACCGCCCCUGGGUCCCAUGAGGGAAAAAAACCCCGGAGCCGCAGAGAGGGGAAGAGGCCGCAACCGCAGGACCUUCCAGGUCGCCCCGUUGGUCCCCGCGCCCCGGGGCCGCCAGCUCCCUCUCGUCGAGUCUCGCUAAUCCUUGCUGGUCGCGAUCCCCCCAAGAGGGCGAAACGGGUGUUUCCAACCCAUUUCAUGGGGGAGAGGAGGCCGCGGGGGGAGCCCAGGACCAGCGACCGCAGCAAGAUCUGCACCCGAAGCCUCAGGAACAGCCCCAGGGGCCGGCCCUGCACCCCGUGAAAGAGCCGAAACCGGACCAGGAACAGCAGAGACCCCCCCGCCCCCGCCCCUGCAAUCAUCUUUCCAUUAGUCAGUGCCGAUCCCUCUCCCGCAACCAGGAAUCCACCUCCCACCCCAGAUAACCUAAUAUAAUCUAUAUAUAUAAAUAUAUAAUAUAUAAUGUUUUUAAAUUAUUCCUGAUUUUUUUUUAACCAAGCUGCCAAGGAAGGAACGUCUUCUCCUCUUAGCCCUAUUCUAAUUUUUAUGUGAGCGAGUCUAAACUGCUGAGGAAGACCCUAUGUGAUUGUUAAAUUAUAUAUAUAUAUAUAUGCAUAUAUAUAUUUUUACUCCGCGCAAGGCUUAUUCUUCUACACCCAUAGAUGCUUGAGAAGCUGUGUUUUUGUCAUUUCAUGGACAUUUUCCUUUGGAAAAAGAAAGCGCCUAUUUUACUAACCAAAGACUUGAUUUUUGCCCCCUUCGUUCUUCUUCCCUCCUAGACAUAAUAAGCUCGGUUGGAUUCAUGUCGAUGUUUUAAGAGACUUUUUUUUUUUUUUUUUUUUUUUUAGUUUUCAGUUUUUGUUGUCUUUCAGAGCCCAGAAUUCCGAAUCAGAACUAUUUCAAGCGAUAAAGUGGCGACCUUUGAGCUAUAUAGCUAUCUAUGAAAUAAGACAUUUCAAACAGGCCACUUAGAUUUGAGGUGGAGGACACAGAGACGAGAGACACCAGGUUCGUCCUCUUUUUUUUUCCUUUUUUUUAAAAUCAUAAGAUUCUGACCCCAAGAAUAAUAAAUGGGGGAUUACGGGUUUGGAGUGCUAGUGCAAAGCAAUACUGGGAACAAAUCUGCGUUUCCGGUCCGGUUCCACCCGCAUCUGCAGCCGCCGCACCAUCACCAGAAUGCCACCCCCAGCCCUGCUGCUUUUAUAAAUAAUAACACGGCUGCCAACGGCAGCAGUGCCGGGUCAGCGUGGCUCUUUCCUGCCCCGGCCACCCAUAACAUCCAGGAUGAGAUCCUGGGCUCAGAGAAGGCAAAAAGUCAGCAACAGGAACAGCAGGACCCUUUGGAAAAGCAGCAGCUCUCCCCCAGUCCCGGCCAGGAGGCUGGCAUCCUGCCCGAAACUGAGAAGACAAAAUCUGAAGAGAGUCCAGGGGACACUUCUUCAGAAAACGGCAAUGGGAAGGAGAAAAUAAGAAUCGAGUCGCCAGUGUUGACAGGGUUUGAUUACCAAGAAGCCACUGGGCUCGGUGCUUCGAGCCAGCCCCUGACGUCCAGUGCAUCGUCUCUUACUGGUUUCAGCAACUGGUCAGCAGCGAUAGCACCUUCCUCCUCCACCAUCAUAAACGAGGACGCGAGCUUCUUUCACCAGGGAGGGGUCCCGGCUGCUUCGGCCAACAACGGUGCUCUGUUGUUUCAAAAUUUCCCCCACCACGUCAGCCCCGGCUUCGGAGGCAGCUUCUCCCCGCAGAUCGGGCCUCUGUCACAGCACCACCCGCACCACCCUCACUUCCAGCAUCAUCACAGCCAGCAUCAGCAGCAGAGGAGGUCUCCCGCCAGUCCCCACCCCCCGCCUUUCACACACAGAAACGCUGCUUUUAACCAGCUGCCUCAUUUGGCCAAUAAUCUUAACAAACCCCCCUCUCCGUGGAGCAGCUACCAGAGCCCCUCUCCCACCCCAUCUUCCUCGUGGAGCCCCGGAGGUGGUGGGUACGGGGGCUGGGGAGGCUCCCAAGGCCGAGACCACCGCAGAGGGCUGAAUGGAGGGAUAACGCCCCUGAACUCCAUCUCGCCUUUGAAGAAGAAUUUUGCAAGCAAUCAUAUUCAGCUGCAGAAGUAUGCUCGCCCCAGCUCUGCCUUUGCUCCUAAAUCCUGGAUGGAAGAUAGCUUGAACAGGGCUGACAACAUUUUCCCUUUUCCGGAUCGCCCCAGGACAUUUGACAUGCACUCGCUGGAGAGUUCACUCAUUGACAUUAUGAGAGCUGAAAAUGAUUCCAUUAAAGGUCGUCUAAACUAUUCAUAUCCAGGAUCCGAUAGCUCUCUGCUUAUUAAUGCAAGGACAUAUGGGCGAAGGAGAGGUCAGUCUUCACUGUUUCCAAUGGAAGAUGGAUUCUUGGAUGAUGGCCGUGGGGAUCAACCUCUUCAUAGUGGCCUGGGUUCACCUCACUGCUUCACUCACCAGAAUGGAGAGAGAGUGGAACGAUAUUCUCGCAAGGUGUUUGUGGGCGGAUUACCUCCUGACAUCGAUGAAGAUGAGAUCACAGCUAGUUUUCGUCGCUUUGGCCCUUUGAUUGUGGAUUGGCCUCAUAAAGCAGAGAGCAAAUCCUAUUUUCCUCCUAAAGGCUAUGCAUUCCUGCUCUUUCAAGAUGAAAGUUCUGUUCAGGCUCUGAUUGAUGCAUGUAUUGAAGAAGAUGGAAAACUCUACCUGUGUGUGUCAAGUCCCACUAUCAAAGAUAAGCCAGUGCAGAUUCGGCCUUGGAAUCUCAGUGACAGUGACUUUGUGAUGGAUGGUUCACAGCCUCUUGACCCACGAAAAACUAUAUUUGUUGGUGGUGUUCCUCGACCAUUACGAGCUGUGGAGCUCGCCAUGAUAAUGGAUCGUCUGUACGGAGGUGUGUGCUACGCUGGGAUUGACACCGACCCUGAGCUGAAAUACCCGAAAGGAGCUGGGCGAGUCGCAUUCUCUAAUCAACAGAGUUACAUAGCUGCUAUCAGUGCCCGCUUUGUUCAGCUGCAGCAUGGAGAGAUAGAUAAACGGGUGGAAGUUAAGCCAUAUGUCUUGGAUGAUCAGCUGUGUGAUGAAUGUCAGGGGGCCCGCUGUGGUGGAAAGUUUGCUCCGUUUUUCUGUGCUAAUGUCACCUGUCUGCAGUAUUACUGUGAAUAUUGCUGGGCUGCUAUUCAUUCUCGUGCUGGCAGGGAGUUCCACAAGCCCCUGGUGAAGGAAGGCGGGGACCGUCCGCGACACAUCUCAUUCCGCUGGAACUAAAGGGUAACUACAGUGCUCGUUUUCAGGCCUCAGAAUGAGUGCGCUCUUCUGUUAAUUCUGACCCCCUCCUCGACCUCCUCACGCCGGCAUGUCCUUUUGUAGCAGCCCGUAACCUAACAACAGUGUAAUGAAGAGAAUGACCUAUAAUAUAGGCGUUUUGUAGAUUCUCGUGUCACUGAAAACAGUAUGUACGAAGCCCUUUUUCGUAUUUGCCAUCGUGUUGCAUGGAAGUUUUAUUCUCUUGUUUUGCUGGAGACCAAGAGGAUCCAAAACUUCCCGUAACAUUUUCUUAGAGGAGAAAGAGAACUAUUAAAAGAGAAAUGAAACAAUAGAGUAUUUUGGGUUUUUAAUUAAAUUAUUGUUAAUAAUAUAACAUAUAAGAAUACUUUUAUUAAAAUUAACCAUGCAAUGAUAACACUAUGAGUCUGUCCUGACACAGUUUUUCCCCCAGAGAAGUGCUUUUGCCUUUUCCUUUCUUUCUUUUUUGCCUCUUUUUCCCUUCCCCCAUCCCCUCCCCCACCCCCAGCCCUGCCCCCGUUUUCUUCAUUUACAGCAGUGGAGGAAGUUAACAAUUAUUAACAGGAAAGAGCAUGUUAAAGCAAACGCAGAUGCAUGAGCAAGAUCGAAGCACCAGUAAAACAAAUGGUAAGGGUUUCGAGGCCAAAUAGAAUUUCAUGGCGCCUCAGAGUUACUACCACCGCAGGAAAAAAAAAAUAGAAAAGUAGGCAGAGCUAGGUUUAUUUUCUUUUCAACCAUUUUAAAAACCUUAGAAUGUAAAAAUUUGGGUAAUGUACUACUGAGGGGAGUGCACUUAUUUAUUUUUAAACUUCCUCGUCUGGUCACGGCCCCAGGAAACCUACCAAAGCUAGAAUUAAUGACAACUGGUGGGAAAACUAGCAUUUCCUCUCCCGAAGAACAAAUGUAUAAAUUUUAUUUUUGAUGUUAUAUAUAAACUCUAUAUCCUAAUUUACUAACACUCAUCAGGUGUCAGCCUUUGCUCUCCAUUUUGACGUUAACAAAACAAAACAGAACGAAUCUAGAGAUACCUCAAGGAUAUCACUUUUGAUUUUGUGUUACAGUACAAUUGUAGCCCAAACUGGGAAACAAAACCAAUAUCCAAAUUGGCUGCCGAUUGGCUUACUUUCAGAUUUAAAGUUGCUUUGGGUAUCCUGUAAUUUAGUUGUAACAUAGAAAAUGAGAAAAAAAAAGUUAAAAAAAAAGUUAAGUAGUUGCAGAGUGUUUUGCACUGUUGAACUAAGUAACUGUGUAAAUCUGUGCAAAGGUACGUAUGUUUAUCUUACUCUUCCUAUAAAAUAAAAUAACAUUACCGUUUCAGAACUUAGCAUGGGACAUAGUCAGUGUUUGAAGUGCCAACUUCAUCAAGUAAUGCAUGCUUUAUUAUACAUAAAAUUCUAGCUUCGAAAGGCGUUAUUAUGUGUUGAACAGUACGCUUCAGGGGUAAAUCUAAAAUCGUCCCCUGAAGCCCUGGUCGUGGAAAAUAACUUUUAUUUUAAUUGCCAUUCUCUUAGUAAAUGCCCUAUCCACCACGAAAAGGAUUAUUAUCAGUGUGCAAAACAUUAAAAAAAAAAUCCAAUGGAGAUCUUGCUAGUUGUGCUACCUAACAGUACCAUCUUGGAUCCUUCAAAACCAAAGACUUGCCCCAGCACUACGGUGGAACCACCCGGCUGAUGGCCCCUACCGAUUAUCUUUAGGAAAAGCAGUCCUUUAUUUUUAACACGGGCUUUAAUGAACCGUAUACCUGUUAAGUUCCAAAGGUCAAAAUGGAGGCAGAUGCUGUCUAACGGUCAAGCAUAGAAAGGGAGCUGCUUUUGAAUUCCCCGCAAGUACGGAAAGCAGUCAUGCGAAUGGAGGGUGCUCGUGUAGCUGGUCAGGGACUUUUUUUUUUCUUUUCUCCUGAACGACAUAAUUCUAAUCAAAAUGUUCCUUUGCCUCUUUUUAUUCUUUUAAACGCUUGUAGGUGGCUCGGGGUGUGCUAUCGCGCUGUUCCUACUCAGUAAACAGGUGUGAUGAGUUAACAAGAAAUAACACUGUUUGAGAACUAGCUUUGAAUAAUAAUUUUUCCCUUUGUACAUGACCUGCUGAAUUUCGGUACAGUGUUUUUGUAGCUAACUUAUUUUGUCAUGCACAUAAUGUAUAUUUGUUAUGCACUACUUUUGUAUAUCUUGUUUUUCCAACAGUGAACAUUUUUAGGCACACUUUUCACUGACGGGAUAUCUCUUUAUGCAAUACCUCAAUUUUUCAUAUUGCAAAGAGUAGCUUUUUGUACUUUUAUUACUGAGAGAUCUUCAUAUACUUCAUUUUUUAAUAUAAAUAAUUUUAAUAAAUUUUAUUUUCUUAUAUUCUGCUUUUUAUACAUUUCAGUGCUCUGCAUACAUUUUAAAUUAUGAAUGUCGUGCACUGGCAAUGCUAUUUUAGAGUCUGCAGAGAAGAGAAAGCAUGUUGCUUAAACAUCCUUCCCCAGCACCAGCUAUUGGUGUACCUAUAAUUUAAGAAAUAGUCUAUGUAAAGUCACAAAUUAAUGAAAAAAAAAAUUCGCAUGAAAAUGACAGAUAACACUGUAGUUCCUAAAACGAAAAAAAAAUUAAAAGCAUAAGCAUAGAGUAGAAAUUUAAAAUAACAAAAAUUGUCUACAGCUUCUUACUAAGUUUUUAAAAUUACUCACAAUGCAGACAUUCUUGGUGAAUGUUUAGCCAUUUUUAAUAUGAAUAAAUUGAUGUUAAGUGUUUGAUUCAGAGAUGUCUGCUCUUUUAAUUAUAUAUAAAGAAAAAAAUAGCCUGCCGUGGGACAGGUGUGUAAUGUUAGUAUGCAUGACUAAUGUAAGAAAUUGUUAUUCUACUAAUAUUUACUUGUGAUUGUGUGACAAGCGUGUUUACAGAUGAUUUGGUUACACUUCAAUUUACAGGGCAUAAACAAUUAUUAUCUAUUACUCUGAACUUUAUUGAUUACACGUCCUUCAGAUUACAUGGGAUUGUAGUUGGGAGUUACCAUGUAACUCAAAACGUAAUUAACAUGUAAUUAGUUUACAGAUUUUAGGGUCUCACUUCAAUUUACCAAGCAUGUAGUUCUAGCGCACUAGCAUGGCCCCAGCCAUGUACUUACAAUGUAGUUACAGAGUAAUUACAUGGUUAUUUUUGCAAUGUAAAAUAAAGUGUUUCUGAUUAUUUUCUAUGUAAAGGAACCCUCUCCCUUCCCCUUCUGGUCCCCACGCUUUGGUAUAAUAUAUAUACUUCUCCAUACACAGACCUCUGCAGAAUGCAAAAUAAAACUUGCAGUGAACGAAUUUAGCAUUUUAUGAGAGUGCUGUUGGAAAGACUUGAUAAUUCACCCCUUUUGUUUUGAAGAGUUGAAUCUUCUGUUAAAAGGUGAUUUAAGACUUGAAUGUGAUGAAUUGUGGCAAGUUAACUUCAAGUUAUGUGCAAUACUUAUUUCAAACUUUUGAAAGAUCUUUGCAGUGUAAUUCUUUGUUUUUAAUUGCAGACAUUUAAAAAUGUCAUUUUCUACUGUUAAGAGUAAUCCUCUUUCUUGCUGGUGUUUCUAAAGAAAAGAAUCAGAAAUCAAUCUUUCUACUAAUGUAAAUUUGAGAUUAUUUUUAAAAAUGGAAUAAAAGAGGUUUUGGUCAUUUGCUUUAUUUUAUUAUCUUAUUUUAAAGCUACUGUGAUUGAUAGCAUUGUAAGAAUUGGGACAAUAUUGUAUUCAACUGUUUUAUUUUUUAUAUUUUUAAAAUUUAAAGUAUAAUUAGUUUUUAUAAUUUUCAUCAGAUUUUUGUUAUAUUUUUUGGAAGUGAAACUUUUAGCAAGUGGGUGUCUAGUUUUUACUAAUCCCUAAUGUUUUUUUUUCCCAGUGUAUUGCUCAUAUUAUCAGAAGGAAAAGUUAUUUAAGUAUGUCAGUUAAUUGUACUACUUGGCUGAAUUUCCAUAUAGUUUUUACUGUGUAUGGGGAGGUUGUAGUAUUUAUUAUAGCAUUUUAAAUAAGGGUAAUUCAUUUUUUAUUAAAGUCAUUUUCACGUUAAGUUCCUAUUUUUGUAUGUUCUACUCUUAAGUUAUAUAACACAGUUCCUUUUUUAAAAGAGUUCAUUUGUUGAAGUGCUAGUGGAAAAUUAAUGUUAUUAAAUAGUUUGCAAAUGACUAUUUAUACCAGUAUGCAUAUAAUUUUUAAAUAUUUGUAAUGUGAGAUGUUGAAUGAAUAAAACUUUUAACUCAG